Molecule: messenger RNA, 2762 nt
Organism: Jaminaea rosea
Lineage: Eukaryota; Fungi; Basidiomycota; Exobasidiomycetes; Microstromatales
Product: Nramp-domain-containing protein
Exons: 2
Coding region: 208-2586 (792 amino acids)
Biological process (GO): intracellular manganese ion homeostasis; iron ion transport
Cellular component (GO): membrane
Molecular function (GO): manganese ion transmembrane transporter activity; cadmium ion transmembrane transporter activity
Source: RefSeq, a predicted model, not a curated record
CGGAGACCCUCGCCGUCAAUGAGUCCAAUAUCACUCCUUGGCAAUCAGACCAUUCCGUCAAAGAAAGCAGCCUAUCAGGACAGGGCAGAACACUGGUCCUCGUCUCCCUCGCCGUAGCGCAUAGCAUACAAGGAAGGCAGGUUGUGGCUUCUCCUUUCUCCCUCUUGCACCAACCCCCUUCUGACAUCGACAUCGGCGCGCACCACCAUGAACUACGCCUCGCCCUUCUCGACGACGCCCCUUCGCGGGCCCUUGCCUGUCCUCAAUCGCGCAGAGUCAUCUUGGCGCAGCGACCAGGAUGGUAUUCAGAUGCUCAGGCGGCCCUCGAGACCUGGAGACGAGGACGAUGCGAUCGAUGUCAAAACGAAGACUGCAGACGAUCCUCAGGAUGGAGGAGGAGGACAACCGCCAGGAGCAGGCAGCGAUAGCGGCAUAGCCACCGUGCUUCGUCGAGGCCGAGGGGGAGGUCAGCAGCAGCGGCAAGGAGAUUCUGCUCGGUACUUAGCCGAUCGCCCGCCAAAGGGACGAUGGGACAAGUUCAAGUGGUUCCUCAAGAUGCAGCUCAAGUAUCUCGGGCCUGGUAUUACCAUGAGCGUCGCAUACUGUGAUCCCGGCAACUGGUCGACUGACCUACAAGCCGGCAGUCAAUUCGGGUACCCGCUCCUCUUCGUCAUCCUCCUCACGGGCAUCUUCGGUAUCAUCCUCCAAGUCCUCUCGCUCCGAAUGGGAAUCGUCUGCAACGAGGAUCUCGCUGUCCUCACGCGUCGCUGGGUCAUGAGCAUUGGCAAGAGCAAGAAGCCCGUAGCCAUCAAUCGUGACCGCUCUCAGUCCCCCUCACCCUCGCCGAUGACCGUUGAGGACCCUAGCACAUCCACUUCGACACGUCACUCAGUGUGGGCGCACAGGAGCCGAGUAGGGCUACUGUGGACCCUCUACCUCGUAGCAGAGGGAGCUAUCAUCUGCACAGAGCUGGCCGAGCUAGUCGGCUCGGCCAUCGCUCUCACGCUCCUCUUCCCCAAGCUGCCUCUCUGGGGAGGCGUCCUCAUCACCUCGGCGGACGUCUUCCUCAUCCUCUUCAUCUACCGCCCAGACACCAAGGGACUCCGAGCCUUUGAGUUCUGCAUCGGAGUGCUGGUGCUUAUCGUCAUCAGCUGCUUGGUGGCGUUGGUGGUCAAGGUCGAGCCGCACUGGCCCGACGUCUUCCACGGCUAUCUGCCCUCGGCCGCCGUUGUGGGACCGCAGGCACUGUACGUGGGCAUCGGUAUCUUGGGAGCUACGUGUAUGCCGCAUGGCUUGUUUUUGGGUAGUCACUUUGCCAUGUUCGAGCGAGAGGAGCACACAGACAGGGAGGCCGAAGUCACUGCCGCGCAAGAGCGCAGGGAGCGUCGUCAUGACCAUGACACUGCGAGCAACUGCGAGGCACAGCGAGAGGCCCAGCACGUCCUCCCUGUCCCAUCCUCAACGUCUACGGUGGCGGACAAGGGGACAAGGGCACGUCGCCUCCGCAGCACCAUGCAUCGCCUUGCGCGUCGUAUUCCUGGAGUCGACCCUUCAGUAUUAGGGAUCACUACGCCGGAGGAGGAGCAGGCGGCUGCCAAAGCCAGAGGUGCCACGCCACCCCCACCUCGCCCUCCUCCGACUCUUCGUUCCCUCAAUAGGCGCCUCCUCCACUCCACCAUAGACGUCACCGCCUCGAUGAUUCUCUUUGCCCUCACGACUAAUUCCGCCCUCCUCAUCGUGGCAGCCCAAGCCUUCUACUUUGGGCUGGACGGCUCACCUGCCAACGAGACGCACGGCAACGUGGUAGUUGGCGACCUAUUCGAAGCCUUCGAUCUCCUCUCCUCGCGCCUCAACCACGCCUCCGCCAUCCUCUUUGCCGUCGCCCUCCUCGCAGCAGGCCAGUCUGCAUCUAUCACCGUCACGCUUGCAGGGCAGGUCAUCUCCGAGGGAAUGAUCAAGUGGCGGACGAACCCAUUCUUGAGGCGCUGCUUGACGAGGGGUAUCACACUCAUCCCCAGCUUUGUCGUUGCGGCGGCAGUGGGGCGAGGUGGACUCGAUAGGAUGUUGGUGGCUAGCCAGGUGGCAUUGAGUAUGGCGCUGCCCUUUGUGCUUGCGCCGUUGCUUGUGAUCACGGCGCAGGAGAAGUGGAUGGUGGUGAAAAUCCGGGAUGCGGGCGAGGCGGGCGAGGAAGAUGACGCAACUGGGCAGCACGAGGAGGCUGCUCCUCAAGCUACGCAGACGACAGAUGGUGCAGGUGUGCGGCAGAGCGCAAGCUCGUGGUGGACUCGCCUCACGCGCGGCCGCGGUAAGCCUCAGCAGCGCCGUCGUCUCUCCUUCUCGCUGCGACCUGAACAUACCCGCUCCUCCUCGUCACUCUCGUCCUCUUCAUCUGAGGACGAGCGCGAAGGGCGGGAAGCACUACCCGCUGCCGCCGUCACCGGUGCCCCGUCUCGCAUGAUCACGGUAGUCCACUACGCGAGCAGCUGGCCCCUCGUUGCGGUCACGGCAGCCAUCUUCACCUUGAUCGUCCUGUGUGACGGCUUUGUACUCAUUACCACGGCGCUAGGCACAGGGGGUGCCGCCUGAUCAUAUCUCGUUCUUUCCUCUCCAUUGUCCUGUAUCAAUAGAUUAUACUCAUCUCUUCGCUCUCGCAAAGGGCGUCCACGCAGUAGCAGCACCUCAGAAGGGGGGACGCACACGUUAGCCGUUGGUCACGUAGCAGUAGCAGAGAUCAUUCAAUAAUAUUGACAAUGUACUUGUAC